AUGACCAAAUCUGGAGAGAGACCAAAGCAGAGACAGAGGAAAGGGUUAUGGUCACCUGAAGAAGACCAGAAGCUCAAGAACUUCAUCAUCUCUCAUGGCCAUGCUUGCUGGACCACUGUUCCCCUCCUUGCUGGAUUGCAAAGGAAUGGGAAAAGCUGCCGUUUAAGGUGGAUUAAUUACCUAAGACCAGGACUAAAGAGAGGGACGUUUAGUGAAGAAGAAGAAGAUAUCAUAUUGACUUUACAUUCUUCCUUGGGUAACAAGUGGUCACGGAUUGCUAAAUACUUACCGGGAAGAACAGACAAUGAGAUAAAGAACUAUUGGCACUCUUAUCUGAAGAAGAGAUGGCUCAAAUCUCAACCACAGCUCAAAACUCAGAUAUCAGACAUCACAGAGUCUACUUCUUCACUACUUUCUUGCGGCAAAAGAAACCUGGAAGCUGAAACCCUAAAUCACGUGAUCUCCUUCGAAAAGUUAGCAGAGUUACCAUCUUCAUCUUCAUCACCACUACCGCAACAAGAAAACAACACAAACAUGAUGAUGAACAACGAUAAAUACUUGCCUAAGCUGUUCUUCUCCGAGUGGAUCAGUUCUUCAAAUCCGCACAUAGAUUACUCCACUGGUGUUGUUACAGACUCUAAGCACGUUAGUCAAACUCAAGAUCAAAUCGAUGAAGAAGAAGUGAUGAUGAUCAACAACAGCUACUCUUCACUUGAGGAUGUCAUGCUCCGUACAGAUCAGUUCUUGCAGCCUGACCAUGACUAUGCAAAUUAUUAUUCCUCUGGGGACUUCUUCAUCAACAACGACCAAAGUUACGUCUAAAAAUGAGACGUAAUCAAGAAAUGUGAAUAAGAGAAACAUAAACAACUUACUUGCGUUACAAGAUACAUAUAAAAAAUAUUCUGUUUUUCUUUAGAUCAAACAUGAACU
Messenger RNA from Capsella rubella, 930 nucleotides. RefSeq names its product transcription factor LAF1. The record is from RefSeq and is a predicted model, not a curated record. NCBI's taxonomy places the organism in Eukaryota, Viridiplantae, Streptophyta, Magnoliopsida, Brassicales, Brassicaceae. The transcript is spliced from 3 exons. Bases 1 to 822 code for a protein of 273 amino acids.